Molecule: messenger RNA, 1257 nt
Organism: Vidua macroura (Pin-tailed whydah)
Lineage: Eukaryota; Metazoa; Chordata; Aves; Passeriformes; Viduidae
Gene: HHLA1
Product: HERV-H LTR-associating 1
Source: RefSeq, a predicted model, not a curated record
AUGCACAGCUGUUUCCUUGUGCCUUGCACCCCUUUUCUUGCAGAGCUGCCUGCAAAGUCCCUGGACCUGGCUGCUAUUAACCUGACAGAGCUGGUGAAUGGGAUGCUGAGCACUGCACUCAGAGGUACCAAGAAACUCUUCUCUUUGCUGAGCAUCACCUCUUACAGCUCGUUUGCCUUCCACAAAGUGUCAGUCACCAUUUACAACAUCUCUAAUGCAAAAAAUAUCGACCCUGGCAAGUUCCCUAUGCACUACUGCUACUGUUUGAAUAAUGUGACAAAUGACUUGACAGAUUUUACAGCUCUACUUGUUGAUAUCAUUGGAAACUCCACCAGUUAUCUCACAGAAAUUUUCAAAUCCACUUCUAUUCUCUCAGUGCGUCAGAGCAAUGACUCUGAUUGUAUCUACAUCUGUGUGAUAGCAGGACAGACAGGGAAAAAUCUGUCUGAUUUUUUGGAAAUACUAGAUAAGACUCCUGUUAUUAAUUACACAUUUUCCAGUAACACAUCAUCUGACCUGGACCUAGAUUCAAUUUUCUCAAGUUUCGUGAAAUUGCAGGAAGACCCAAACAAGACACUGGAUUCAUCAGCAGAAUAUGUGUGGACAUUUAAAUCUACCAGGAUCCCUCUCACCCAGAAAGAAGGGGGAAUCCCCACCACGAAGUUCCCUCUGUGGCCAAAGACAGUUGGAGCCAAAGGAUCGUGGUUUCCAUCACCCCAUGUGGAUGCUCCCAGGCCCCAGGGCAUGGCCAGACCCCCUCUGAGCCCUGGGGGGAGCUUGGCCCCAUCACCAGCCCUGCAGCCCAGCCCCACUGACACAUCCAUGUUUUGGAUGCAGACAGUGUCUCCACAAGAAGCCAGCAAACUGAUGCAAACAGAGCCAGAUUUGCCUUCCACAGUACUGUCUCUGCCACCUUCCUACCGACCUGGUGUCACACUGAAACUUUACUCAGCUACCAGGUGCCCACAGGCGAUGCUCAGAGAGCCCCGUGUGACCUCACCUCCUGUCACCCUCAUGGUGCAGAAGAUCAGCCCCUGUGUGAUGGAGCUCUGUAGGUUCUUUCAACUGUGCCUCUGUGUAGGUCAGAGAAGAUAUUCCAGAAAGGAAGCCAUGAGAUACUGUGUUGAAUACUAUUCCUGGUUUGUGAAAAAUGCAAAUUAUGUCUGCGAAAGAGCCAAAAGAGUUGCUUACUCCCACAGUAAGUACAUUUUCACUUUAUAUCUCUAUAUCUCUACAUACUUUGUUAUGAAGAUAUAA